AUGGUCUUAGCAUCCAGCACCACUGCCCUGUGCUGUCCCAAAGGCGCAUCAUGCAAGGCCAUCACCACCAUAACCUGCGACAUCACCAAGCAAGACGUGGUUGAAAAUCCGGGUAGCGUGAUACACACCACGAAUCUCGGCGAAUCUUUACCGAAGUGUGGGAAGCAGUGUUGUCCGUUUGGCUACAAAUGCCGUGGCGGAUCUGCCUGCGUGUUGGAUGAGGACGAAGAGACCAGAAGCACCACCAGCACAAACACCAUUGUCACGAGAACAAAGAGCAAUUUGGUCUCCACGACAUCUGGUUCCAGUCUCGUAAAGACCACUGCAUCAGAGGCAACUGAGACAGCAACCACCGUUGCCGAAGGGCUUCCGGCGUCGAGAACCCCGUCCGUCACCGGAGUCCAGCAGAUUCCUACACCGUCAGAGACAGAAACCCCAGCGGCCGCUAAUUCGGAAAAGACCACAUCGGGGGGUGUGAUAGCGGGCACCACUGUUGCAGCCGUCGCCUCCGUGGCAGGUUUGACUUGCCUGCUCUGGCUCAAACGACGCUCCAUCUCCGAAAAGGUCGGCUCCGCCAAGUUCCCCCGCCCAUGGCAGCAACUCGGCCAGAACAAUUCUGACCAGGACGUCGCACUGCCGCGAUACAACUCUCCACCGCCGGCGUACGCCGUACAGCAGCGUCCGCCUACCAAGCAGUACACGUUCAAGCACUAUAGCCCAGAGUCAAUAGGCGCGGACCAGCCGGUCGAGCUGCCUGCUACGCCGGUUUCUUUCAGCAUGUGGAACCCUCGCAGUCCUCGCAGUCCCAGGCGGCCACGGUCUCACUUCGAACCGUACCGGCGUCCUGAGUAA
Molecule: messenger RNA, 852 nt
Organism: Colletotrichum aenigma
Lineage: Eukaryota; Fungi; Ascomycota; Sordariomycetes; Glomerellales; Glomerellaceae
Exons: 1
Coding region: 1-852 (283 amino acids)
Source: RefSeq, a predicted model, not a curated record